Molecule: messenger RNA, 978 nt
Organism: Anthostomella pinea
Lineage: Eukaryota; Fungi; Ascomycota; Sordariomycetes; Xylariales; Xylariaceae
Source: the annotation of a GenBank genome assembly
AUGUUCGGCUCAAGCAACAAGUUCGACCCCAACACCGACGACAUCCCGGACCUCAGCGGCCGCGUCUACAUCGUCACAGGCGGCAGCGCCGGCAUCGGCUACGGCAUCACAGCGCACAUCCUCCAGCACAACUGCGCCAAGCUCUACCUCCUCAGCAAGAAGUCAGAGCACCUAUCCGAAGCGCAAGAGGGCCUCAAGAAAUACGGCGACGUCUCCCGCAUCGAGGCCAUCCAGUGCGACUUCGAAGACCUGCACCAGACCCACGCCGUCGCCAAGCAGCUAUCUUCCCAAAUCAACCGCCUCGACGCCCUGAUUUUGAAUGCUGGGCUCGGCGUCGGGCUUUAUAAUGAGACCAAAGAUGGGUUGGACAGCCACAUGCAGGUCAACGUGAUCGCGCAGCACCACCUCGCGCGCGCGCUGCUGCCCAGGCUCGUCGCGACGCCCGACAGCCGCCUCUGCUUCCAGGCGUCCGAGUACCACCGCUUCGGCACAAGCGGGGUCGAGUUCCACGACGUGGCCGAGCUGAACACCGAUGUCGGGCCCAGCACGCUGUACGCGCGGUCGAAGCUCGCGCAGGUGCUGCUGUGUCGCGCGCUGUACCGGCGCAAGCAGGCCGGGCAGCUGGGUCUCGCCCCGGAGAAGGCGCCGUGGAUCAAUGCUACGCACCCUGGUGGGAUCGUCACGGACCAGCAGGAUCAGGCUGUGGAGGCGUACGGCACGCUGGGCAAGAUUGGCGUCAAGGCCGUGAGGCCGUUCAUGGACGAUCCGGUUGCUAAGGGUUGUCGGCCGAUGCUGUUCGUGGCGACGAGCGACGAUGUCGUGAAGGAGGGGAUCGAUGGCGCGUAUGUGGUGCCGGAUCGCAAGGUCACGGAUGUGAGCAAGCAGGGUAAGGAUGAGGAGCUGCAGGAGCGGUGCUGGAGGUUGGUGGAGGGGAUUCUGGCGGAGAAGUUGGGGCCUCUGGAGUACGCUACUGCUUAA